AUGAGGCUCCCAAACUUCAAUAGUCUGUAUCUGCAAUUUACAGGUUAUUUCUAUCUGAUAGGGCCUGCUCAAGCGAGCUCCAGCCUGGUUCCUUUCGCAUUCGAGCCCCUGCCUCUGGGGAGCAUCAGCCCAAAUGGAUGGCUUCGCACAGAACUUGAGACAUCUGCCGCUGGAUUAGGAGGACAUCUUUAUGACUUUUGGCGAUUUGUGGCAGACUCAACUUGGAUCGGAGGUGCCUCGGAAUACAGUGUUCUCAACGAGGCUAUGCCAUACUGGGUGAACGCCCUCGUUCCACUCUCGUACACCCUACCGGAUGAACGGUUAAAAGCUCAAGUACAUUCUGUGGUUGAUACAAUCUUGGAUCGUAUUCAACCGGAUGGCUGGAUCGGACCCGAAACCCUUGCCGGAGGAGAGCGCAUGAUCUGGGCAAGGACAUUGCUAUUCCUAGGGUUGACUAACCUCGCCGACGCAAAUUCAACGUAUCAAGUGCCGAUUGUCAAUGCGAUGCACCGGUUUAAUGCUCUCAUGAACUCGAUGUUGAAACAAAACGGCACUGGAAUGAUCUAUCAUGAGGGCGACAAGCCUAGCGCUAACGACUUCUCCUGGUUCCGUUCACGGGCAGAAGACAUGAUGGUCAGUUUGCAGUGGCUGAUUGAUUAUCACCCUGGAAAUCAAAGUGCAGUCCUGAAAGAAAAUAUUGAUAUGCUCCAUCAAUUCGCCGAUAAAUGGGAAGGCUGGUAUACCGAGGGCAGCUACAUCAAGGAGGAUCUUUAUAACCUCCCGGAGUCUGUUACGGACGAUCAGUGGGCAUUCCUCCACGGUGUCACCAUCGCAGAAGCCGUUCUGCGGCGCUCUACCUCGAACGAUAGCCUUUUGACAACCGCAAAGAAUGGGGUAGACUGGACAUUCCAAUAUCACGGUUCCGCAUCGGGCACAAUUCUCGCCGAUGAGCGUACUGAUGGGCUUAAUGCCUACUACGGCUCGGAACUCUGCACAGAUGUAGAGAUAAUCUAUUCCCUCGCUUACAAUUACUUUGCAAUCGGUGAUUCGGACUAUGCAGAUCGUGCAGAGCUUACUGCCUUCAAUGCUCUACCUGCUGCCGUUUCAGGUGACUGGUGGAGCCAUCAAUACAUGACGGAGCCUAACCAGCCUUUCUCAAAGAAUUUGUCUGCCACGCCAUUUUUCGACACUAACACCCUGAGUCAGACCUUCGGCCUAGAGCCUAAUUAUCCUUGUUGUACUGUAAAUCACCCACAGGGUUAUCCCAAAUUUACGAUGUACAGCUACCUCCGGAAGGGCAAAACGGGCAUCGUCCAUGCACUGCUCAGUCCUGGUCGUGUCGAAACUCAAGUUCAAGGGAAGCCGGUUUCCGUGGACUGCCAGACAGAUUAUCCCUUUAACAGUACCUUUUCCUAUACCGUCGAAUGCAAGGAUUCGUUUGAGUUGUACCUGCGUGUACCUAAAUGGGCUACCAGCACUACUGUGCAGGUUGGGGACUCGCAAAUACAUACGCCACCCGUGGAUCCGCACUCGGGUCUGAUCGAACUCAAAGUGCCUUCUGGAACUACGAAGAUUCGAUAUGAUCUAGGAAUGGAACUACAAACAGUCUCUCGUGCGAAUGACACAGUUGCCAUCUACAGAGGCCCGCUGUUAUAUGCAUUCCAUAUUCCGCAUACUGUGUCGUCGGGGCCCCCAAAGUUUUACACCAACCAGACAGACUACCCAGCCGGGACAUAUCCUCCCCAGGCUCAGGAUCAUACCCUGUUGAAUACAACCGAGUGGAAUAUUGCCAUCGACCCGACGACCUUGGAAUUUCAACAAGGCGAUGGACCAUUGCCCUCGCCGACAUUCGAAGAUGGAAAGUUACCUGCAUACGUUACAGUAAAGGCUUGCCUUAUUGACUGGCCCAUGUUUGUGGGAGCUGUGCCUGGCACUCCGAUUCCGAAGAAUGAGCGAAAAUGCCUCGGGGAUACUUUUGAGGCAAUUCUUCGGCCGUAUGGCAGCGCCAAGCUACACAUGUCUGAUCUGCCUACGAUUGAUCUUUCGGGAUAA
Molecule: messenger RNA, 2052 nt
Organism: Penicillium cataractarum
Lineage: Eukaryota; Fungi; Ascomycota; Eurotiomycetes; Eurotiales; Aspergillaceae
Exons: 4
Coding region: 1-2052 (683 amino acids)
Source: RefSeq, a predicted model, not a curated record